Molecule: messenger RNA, 4303 nt
Organism: Camarhynchus parvulus
Lineage: Eukaryota; Metazoa; Chordata; Aves; Passeriformes; Thraupidae
Gene: PARVB
Product: parvin beta
Exons: 13
Coding region: 199-1296 (365 amino acids)
Biological process (GO): lamellipodium assembly; substrate adhesion-dependent cell spreading; actin cytoskeleton organization
Cellular component (GO): cytoplasm; actin cytoskeleton; focal adhesion
Molecular function (GO): actin binding
Source: RefSeq, a predicted model, not a curated record
CGCCUCCCUCGGACUUCCCGGCCGUGGCAGGGCGCUGUGGCCGCGGCGGCUCCCAGCCCGCCCCCAGUGCUGCGAGCGCACACCGCGGGCUCGCCCCGCUCGCUCGGGCGACUGAUUUCCCCGCUGCCGGACUCGGUUCGGUUCCGCGGGCCCCGCAGCCGCCGGGCGGGAUUCCCCGGCGAGCCCCCGGCCGAGCUGAUGUCCGCCGCGCCCGUCCGCUCCCCGACGCUGCGGCCGCACAGGAUGAAGAAAGAGGAGUCGUUCCUGGGCAAGCUCGGCGGGACCCUGGCCAGGAAGAAGAAAGCCAAGGAGGUGAGUGACCUCCAAGAAGAAGGUAAAAAUGCCAUCAAUGCACCAAUGAACCCAAGCACUGUGGACAUCCAUCCAGAAGACACACUAUUAGAGGAGAAUGAGGAACGCACUAUGAUCGAUCCUAACUCAAAAGAAGACCCCAAGUUCAAGGAGCUGAUCAAGGUUCUAAUUGACUGGAUUAAUGAUGUGCUGGUGGAGGAGAGAAUCAUUGUCAAACAGCUUGAAGAGGACCUGUAUGAUGGGCAGGUGCUGCAAAAGCUGCUGGAAAAAUUGGCUGACCGCAAACUGAAUGUGGCGGAGGUGACACAAUCUGAAAUUGGUCAGAAGCAGAAGUUGCAGACGGUCUUGGAAGCUGUCCAUGAUUUACUCCGACCCCAUGGCUGGACAAUCAAGUGGAACGUUGACUCCAUCCACGGCAAGAAUUUGAUUUCCAUCCUGCACCUUCUGGUGGCUUUGGCCAUGCAUUUCCGAGCUCCCAUCCGGCUGCCUGAGCACGUGUCUGUGCAGGUGGUGGUUGUACGGAAACGUGAAGGCCUCCUUCAGACCACUCAUGUUUCAGAGGAGCUGACAACCACAACAGAGAUGAUGAUGGGAAGAUUUGAGCGUGAUGCCUUUGACACUCUUUUUGAUCAUGCACCAGACAAGCUCAGCGUAGUCAAGAAGUCUCUGAUCACCUUUGUGAACAAACACUUGAAUAAACUCAAUUUGGAAGUUACAGAGUUGGAAACCCAGUUUGCAGAUGGUGUUUACUUGGUUUUGCUCAUGGGUCUCCUUGAGGACUAUUUUGUUCCUCUUCACAACUUUUACUUAACACCUGAAAGUUUUGAUCAAAAGGUGCACAAUGUUUCUUUUGCUUUUGAGCUGAUGCAAGAUGGAGGCCUGAAGAAGCCAAAAGCUCGCCCUGAAGAUGUUGUCAACUUGGACCUGAAGUCGACCCUCAGGGUUCUGUACAACCUUUUCACCAAGUACAAGAACGUUGAGUGAUCCUGGAAGCUUCUGAGCUUCAGCUCUUCAUCCUUCAACCUCCCCAGGCAGAAGUUACAAAUAAACACGCCCUCUGCAUGCUCCCAUUGUGCCUUACGCUAUGUACUUCAUGUGUUCUUCCUACAGCUGAUGUGUUCUUUCUGUAGCUGUUUGCAAGACAAUCCCACUAAAAAUGAUGCAUGUGUAUUCUCUAGGUCACUUGAAAAUGUGUAGGUAUUUCACACUUUUGCCAAAUGGAUCUGUUGUUUGCUAUAACCCACAAAUGUUCUUUUGAGGAAGGAAAUAUACCACUAACUACUUUAAUAGGCAGGGAAAACAUGAGACUUUCCUCAUGGCUCAAGAUUCUUUACUUCCACAGAAGACUUUCUUUUGCAUACUCCUUGGUUGCAACUGGCAUUUGAUGAUAUUCCAGGCUUAGAGUGUUAACAAUAGAAAAUCACCUUCGGAAUUUAUUUAGAAGCUGAGCCUUUUCUUUUAAAUAAGGGUUUGUGUGUUCUGUUGGGUGGGUUGGCUGAGGGGAAUUACAGGCACUGUCUGAAGCUAAUGGCAAAAGCUUCAGUUUUUGUGUUCACCUCUUUCUACUCAGUGUUACUUCCAUUCAGUGUUUACACAGAAUAAGUCUUGCAAUGGGAUGACCAACUAAUCCUUUGGUGUCUAUUUUUUAUUUAAUCUCUUUUCUAUGAGAAAAUUUGGUUGCUAGGGCCACUGUCACCUGUUAGGCAGCUUCAGUCAGGUUGGUCCAGAGCUGGUCACACAGGCACAGGCUGGAUAAGUGCAUUUUCCCCUGUCCUUCCUGAAACUAACAGAGGGAAUGUGCUGGAGCAGGAGCCAUCUGAGUGGAUUUUUGAGGAGAGCUUUGUGGAGGAAGUGGGGAUUGGCAUUUCCAGAGUAAAUGAUAUGUAGAAUAUGUAUUCAAUAUCACCCUUUUCCUUUGAGCACACAGAGGAGAGAUUUGAUUGCUGCUUUUAUGUAUCACAGCAGCAACUUUUGUUUUAUGGGCAUCCAUUCCUUUGGCUGAAACACUAGGCAGAGUGCCCUGAAGGAGAGCAAGUGCAAUUGCUCUGCUCCAUAGGCUCACUUGAGUCCUGUUGUAAGUCAGCAUCUUCUUUCCCUAAAUAUCAGUUUUUUUACACCAAACAUUAUUUGCCUUUGAGCUCAGAUUCAAGAGGAAACAUGCUAUUUGAACGGUAUAAUUUUACAGCUGGGAUUUUCUCCUUCCCUUCUCAAGCAGUUUUUCAUCACAGAGGGAGAGAAAUGAGCUUCUGCUUCUUUGCUUUGUAUUUUUGGGUUCUGAGUUCUAGUAUUUGGAUUACUUGGAUCACCUCCCGUUACACCUCUAAAAAAAAAGAAAGAUGGAAGGAAGUUGCCCUUUUUUUGCAUGAAAAAUUCAGAUCUCCUCUGCUCUGCAAGGCUCUCUGGGGAAUCUUUGCAUGCCUGUUCUUUCAGAAGGAGCUGACCUCUCACUGUUUAUACUGAGCCUGGAACAAGCAUGUGCAGUUCAGAUGGGGCCACUAAACUCUACCACAACACCAACAGAGGAGACUUGUACCAGGAGAGCUGCUAAGGCCUGGUGGACAACUCUCUCCUGGCAGGUGAAGGAAAUUGGUCUGACUUUUGUGCUGAGAAAUAAAGGUAUCACGAGGCUGGAAGGUCACUGAGCUGAAAAGUCUCUCAAACUUUUAGUUUAAUGCAGGGUUAUUUGCAGGAAGCAAGUCUGUUAAAGAGUUGUUAUUCCAUCCUCCUUCCUUCAGGUCAUGUGGAGGUGCCAGCUCUGUUUAUAUUCUCUGAGUUGCUGGGAAAGACCUCCAGAGAGUGUAGUUUUUGAAAUUGCAAGCAGUAUUAAUAUCAAAAGCAAACAGAAGAUAAAAAGAAGAGAUGGGUGAGGGUGAUUUGGCUUUAGAAAGGAGAAUGGUCGUUUCUGAGCUGGGAUCAUAGAGCUGGCAUCUUCAGGGCACAUAAGCAGAGGUGAGCAGGUUAUGACAGGUUAUAAAAGAGUGUCGGUUUUGUUGAAAUCUGUGUUUCUGGGCCCCUUGCUGCAACCACGGGUCUCCUUUAGCAUUCCUUCUGUUAAUAUCCCUGUCAGCUGGGACUGGUCCUGGAUCAGGAAUCACAGCCUGUUCUGUUGUGGUCUUGUUUGUUGGUAGAUGUUGCACAGGGAAAAUACUUUUUUCAUUCCUUGGCUCCUGGCUGUCUGGCCAGCUCACUGUUCUGUAGACACUGUAUUUAUUGUUAACCAGAUUUGUGAGCAGGGCAGAUUGAACUGAUGCAUGGCUUCAUCCCAGUGAGCCCAGUUUCCAGGAGGAGCCAUGUAGGUAAAGCUUCUCUGAACACCUGCUUUUGUCAUGCCUUUCUGUGACACAUGCACCAUAAUUCUUUGCCACUCAGAAAGUUGAGUCAGUGUUAAAAAUGUUAUUCAUUAUAUUUUUGUGUUACUGGGGUUUUACAUAUGGGUACCAGUCUGGAUCCUGUUGAGUUCAUCUGGAAUGCUGAAUGCUCUGCAGCAUUAAAGCUCCCACAUUUGUAAGUGCUUAAUGAAUGUCUGUCUUUUCCUGUCCAUACAACUUGACUUUUAGGUGCAUUUACUUGACACACUCAGUUACAGUGAGCUGUAUUACCACUGAAAAAGCUCAGAUAGUCCUCAGCUGCAUUCUGUUUUUCAAGAUGAAAAAUGGACAGUGGCAGAUUUUUUUAAACCAAUUUAAACUGUCUAGGAUUUCUUACUCCUCUUCCCCACACCCCAGUACUUUCAGUAUUAAUGUGUUUUUAAAGAGUCUUUUCUACUGUUUUUAACAGUGUUUACUCUGGAUUUGUAACUACUAAAAACCAGCCUUGCAGAUAAAAUUCUGGGCUUGUCAUAUGUUGGAGAUAUCCAUCUUAGUGACGAGAAUUGUUUACUGUAAGCAAGUUACAAUGCAAUGCUAUGUUUCCUAAAAUUCACAGCAGGAGUGUUUAUGCAUGGUUUUUAACAGUUGUACUAUUUAUUCAAAUAAACAAAUAAUGAUCACUA